AUGGAUAUGCUGGACGCUUUGUUGGCCCGUAACCAACUCAUCUUUGAGAAUCGAAGAACACCACCUGCAGAAAUUGCCACAAAAGGGUUGGUCUUGUCGAGAGAAUGGAACAUAGCUCAAGCUAAGGUAAUCAAACCACAGAUUACCUCCGCCAGGCCUGUCGGUCACCAGAGCAAGAACAAUCAACGCCUCCGCCCUAAUGGUUCGACGAUCUGCUUCACGGACGCCUCUUGGGAUCAAAGAACUCUGCGCACAGGACUUGCAUGGAUCUUCAAGGACAAUCAGGGUAUCAUAUACUACAAGGAAUCACAGACACAUGAUUUUGUCUCCUCCCCUCUGAUGGCAGAAGCACUAGCCAUCAGAUCGGCUCUUCAAUCGACAGCAACACUUGGGAUCUCUUCUAUCGAAGUGCGCUCCGACAGUCUAACGUUUAUCCAAGCUAUCAACAACAAACAGCUCCAGAAGGAAAUCUAUGGCAUCCUUGCGGAUAUCGAUCAUCUCCUUUCUUUGUUUGUAUCGUCGUUUCUUUGUUUCAUCCCUCGAUCACAAAACGAGGAAGCUGAUGGGUUGGCCAAGGCCUCCAUCAGAAACUACUCCUUUGUUUAA
Messenger RNA from Raphanus sativus (radish), 606 nucleotides. RefSeq lists its product as uncharacterized. The transcript has a single exon. The coding region runs from base 1 to 606 and encodes 201 amino acids. Gene Ontology annotation, molecular function: nucleic acid binding; RNA-DNA hybrid ribonuclease activity. NCBI's taxonomy places the organism in Eukaryota, Viridiplantae, Streptophyta, Magnoliopsida, Brassicales, Brassicaceae. The record is from RefSeq and is a predicted model, not a curated record.